Messenger RNA from Thelazia callipaeda (thelaziosis nematode), 713 nucleotides. The record is from the annotation of a GenBank genome assembly. Lineage: Eukaryota; Metazoa; Nematoda; Chromadorea; Rhabditida; Thelaziidae.
AUGCGAACUGCGGAGCAAUAUUGGUCGCCACAUACAAGCGAUCAUCUUCCUUUCGAUGCAAAUUUGAUCAGUAUAAUUUAUGAAAAUGAAUUGCUAGAAAAUUUGUUCAUGCAAAAGAAAGUUAUUCUUUUGGAAUUCAGUCAGUAUUUCGAGCAUUAUCUCUGGCCAAAUUUUUGCGCUGAGCAAGCGAACAAUCAUUAUAUCAUGUCAAUCGUUAUUAUGCUGAACGAGAAAUUUCGAGAAAGAAUUCCAGUUUGGCGUAGCAUUAUUGAACGACCAACUCAGUUUCCUGCUUUUUUCAACAAAGUAUUGCACCUUGCAUUGGAAAUAAAAGAAAUUACUUUUUUGGAACGAUCUGCUGUUAUUGCAUUUUUAGUCAACUGCUUUAAUUCAGUAGAGAUUGAUAUUGUUAGGUCAGAGGUGGUUAAAAUUGUUUCACUGUCGAUGUGGUCGAAUUUACUCCCGACUCAAAGGGAAGACCUUUUUCAAGCGAAUCCGAAGUUGCGGAAAAUAUGGAACAAAUUAGAAGCUAAACAAGCUUUACAGUCAGCUGAAGAACAAAAAUCCUUAACUUUUCAGCAAACCUUUAUGUGGAAUUUGUUGCAAAAUUUUAGAAAUACAUUGGCCGAUGUUGAUAAUGAAUCUGAAGGUUAUUUUUCUGUCUUAUCUAUCAAGUUUAUUUGUUUAUUUAGGUUAGAAUCACUCACAUGAUU